GUGGAAGAGGAGGACGAAGAGGACGAGGAGGAUGUGGAGGAUGAAACUGGAGAGGGCAAAGGCGAAACUCUCGAUGUAGGGCCACAGAGGCGCAAGGGGGCACCCGGGCGGCCGCGCAAGUACGCCAACGACGAGGAACGAAAAGAGGCUAAGCGGCUGCAAGCGCAGUCGUACCGCGUCCUACAGCGACACAAUCAGGAGCAGACGGCCAAAUACCUCAAAGACCACCGGAAAGUGGAAGCGAAGUGCGAGAAGCUCACAGCUGAGAAUGCGAUGCUGCGGGAAGAGCUGGAACGGCUUAGGGAAGAGAAUGCCAAACUGAGAGCGAACAAGUUGACGCGAGAGCUGAGCAGGGUGACGCGCUCGGCAAAGCAAAGACCUCAACAGCAACAGCAGCAGCGUGGCGGCCGCGAAAGCUCCAUUCUCAGUAUCGCCUCGCGCGGAUCGUCUGAGAGCGCCAUGUCGACCCCAAGAGAAGACAAGGAAGAGGAAACCGCAGAAGAGUCUGACUCGGGGUCAAGCUCAAGCUCAAGCUUUAUCUCGGAAUCAGAUUCUGUCGCUGAUGAUGAUGACCUGGGCGCGGAUGCAAGCUCAAUUGGGGCCCUGGCCGAGCGCCACAUAGGUCCGGCUAAGCCGUUGUUGCCGACUCAAAAGCGACGCAAGAUUGCGAAGGGGAGCGCGUAG
Molecule: messenger RNA, 684 nt
Organism: Tilletiaria anomala UBC 951
Lineage: Eukaryota; Fungi; Basidiomycota; Exobasidiomycetes; Georgefischeriales; Tilletiariaceae
Exons: 1
Source: RefSeq, a predicted model, not a curated record